This is a messenger RNA of Eptesicus fuscus (big brown bat), 1387 nucleotides long. It is a transcript of the gene PJVK, whose product is annotated as pejvakin. The transcript is spliced from 6 exons. NCBI's taxonomy places the organism in Eukaryota, Metazoa, Chordata, Mammalia, Chiroptera, Vespertilionidae. Gene Ontology annotation, cellular component: cytoplasm. The record is from RefSeq and is a predicted model, not a curated record. The coding region runs from base 2 to 1060 and encodes 352 amino acids. Gene Ontology annotation, biological process: programmed cell death.
UAUGUUUGCUGCUGCUACCAAGAGCUUUGUCAAGCAAGUUGGAGAUGGAGGGAGAUUAGUUCCUGUUCCAAGCCUCAGUGAAGCUGACAAAUACCAACCUCUAAGUCUGGUGGUAAAAAAGAAGCGAUGCUUUCUGUUUCCUAGAUACAAAUUUACCUCGACACCCUUUACACUGAAAGAUAUUCUUCUAGGAGACAGAGAAAUUUCAGCUGGUAUUUCAUCUUAUCAGUUACUGAAUUAUGAAGAUGAAUCAGAUGUUUCACUCUAUGGAAGGCGAGGCAACCAUAUUGUGAAUGAUGUUGGGAUUAACGUUACUGGAUCAGAUUCUGUUGCAGUAAAAGCUUCAUUUGGUGUAGUAACUAAACAUGAAGUGGAAGUUUCAACAUUACUCAAGGAAAUUAGUUCACGAAAAAUUAAUUUUGACCACAGCUUGAUACGUCAGUCAAGGAGCAGCAGAAAGGCAGUAUUGUGUGUUGUCAUGGAAAGCAUUCGAACCACACGGCAGUGCUCACUGUCUGUGCACGCUGGAAUUCGUGGGGAAUCCAUGCGGUUUCAUUUUAUGGAUGAACAGAAUCCCAGGGGAAGGGACAAAGCUAUUGUUUUCCCAGCACACACAACCAUAGCUUUCAGUGUUUUCGAACUCUUCAUUUACUUGGAUGGUGUCUUUGACCUUUGUGUCACUUCAGUGUCAAAAGGAGGAUUUGAAAGGGAAGAAACAGCAACGUUUGCCGUGCUCUACAGAUUGAGAAAUAUACUAUUUGAAAGAAAUAGAAGAGUGAUGGACGCCAUUUCUCGUUCACAGCUUUACUUAGACGACCUUUUUACUGACUACUAUGAUAAACGUUUCAGCAUGACUGAUAUUUCACUCAAAGAAGGGACUCACAUCCGUGUUAACUUACUUAAUCACAACAUUCCAAAAGGACCUUGCAUACUCUGUGGGAUGGGGAACUUAAAAAGGGAGACGGUUUAUGGGUGCUUUCAGUGCUCUGUCGAUGGGCAGAAGUACGUGAGACUUCAUGCAGUUCCUUGUUUUGAUAUUUGGCACAAGAGAAUGAAAUAAAAUGAAAACAUGAAUGCACUUUGCUGGUGUUUAAGGUGCAACUGUGCCACACACCUUCCCAAAAUGAAUUGUGGCAAAUUAAAGAGGGAAAGAAAUUAACCUGUCUGGGCAUCAUUUUCUUCAUGUAUAAAGUGCAGGUGGUAACAAUCUCAUAAGUUGUAUGAAGGUUAAUAUUUUUAUAUGAAAAAAGGCUUAAAUAUAAAAUUAAAGGUGUAGAUGCUCCUCCAUAAAAUCUGCCACUUACAUUAGAAGUAUUUUGGGGAUUUACUCUAUCAUUUUAGGUAACUUUUUACAUAGAGAUUUUUUGAAAUACCAACUUCAUUUUUA